UAGCCAAAGCGACCAUCGGCCAAAUUAUAUUUUGGAAGGAGACGAUGAUUGCUGCUGCUGCUGCUUCAAAUGUUGAAACGCAAAGACCACCCAAAACAAGAAAAGGAAAGAAACACUUGGAAAGUAUUGCUCCUCAAUGGGAGGAACCUCCGAAAGGUUUACUGGUUAUCCACGGACAUCAGACUUCCCAACAAUUGAAGAACGUACUUACAGACUUGUCAAGAUUGAAGAAACCACACUGUAAACAACUUCGAAAGAAGAACGAUAUUUUGCCUUUUGAAACUGGUGGAGAAGCCUCUUUAGAAUUUCUUUGCAAAAGGAACGACUGUUCUCUUUUUAUUUUGGGGAACCAUACCAAAAAACGACCAAACAACUUGAUAUUAGGAAGAUUAUAUGACUUUCACCUGCUCGAUAUGUUCGAACUAGGAAUAAUAGAGUACAAAGGUCUCGAAGAAUUCGAAAUGGCCAAACAACUCAAGUCACAGUUGAAGCCUCUCGUCUGCUUCGUGGGUGACUUUGAUAGUGACGAUGCUAGUAGGAAACUGAAAAACUUGUUUCUCGACUUGUUCCACGAUUUUGAAGACCGACAAAUAAGUUUAGAACAAUUGGACAACGUCAUUGUCAUUUCAUUAUACCAUGAUCGAACAUUAAGUUUUCAAAACUUUAUUGUUCGACUAAAAAAAUCUGAUACUUAUCUCCCAAGAGUUGCUUUGGAAGAAGCUGGACCUUGUAUACGUUUCUCCUUACGUAGAUAUCGACUCGCAGCAGAUGAUUUGUGGAAGCAAGCCACAAAGAGACCGAAACAAAGAAGGAGUCAAAGGAAUGUGACAAUGCAGCCCAUAUUGGGUCGAAAAGUGGGCCGUAUUCAUAUUGGUAGACAAAAACUUGAUCAACUUGUUAUCAAAAAACAGAGAGCUUUGAAAAGGUCUAAAGAGCAAAAGUAAAAAUGAAAGAGGGUGGCACUUCAUAUUUUCUUAUUGGAUUAAAUCAUUUGUCGUCCCAACCGAGUUGGUGAGAAGAGAGGAUAGAGUUUUCGAUUUUCUAAUAAUAGUGGAUGCAAGUUGAAUAAAGGAAAGUCAAGAAUA
Molecule: messenger RNA, 1085 nt
Organism: Galdieria sulphuraria
Lineage: Eukaryota; Rhodophyta; Bangiophyceae; Galdieriales; Galdieriaceae
Product: brix domain-containing protein
Exons: 3
Coding region: 45-944 (299 amino acids)
Biological process (GO): ribosomal large subunit assembly; maturation of LSU-rRNA from tricistronic rRNA transcript (SSU-rRNA, 5.8S rRNA, LSU-rRNA)
Cellular component (GO): nucleolus
Molecular function (GO): rRNA binding
Source: RefSeq, a predicted model, not a curated record